UCAGUACUGUCACUGUCAAAAUGGCGAUUGUAAAUAACCAAACCGCCAAAGAAGAAUGAAACUAUUUUAUUUUUAAACCAAUUGUGUAAUGUAAUUAAGUUAAAACAAUGGCCGUAUCAUGUGAAAUGUUAUUACAUCCAGAGUUAUUAAGCAAUGAACAGCUUUUAUACAUAAUCAAAGAAAGGCGUCUUAACAUUUCGAACCUCGAGAGCAUGGCAAGAUAUGAACUAUUGGAUAUUUUCCAUCAAUUCUGUUUGCCUUACGGUCAGCGGAAGUACAGGGAUACUGGGCGCGGGAGAAUAUUGAAUAAGGCUAGACAAUCCAGCCCAGAGCCGGUGGCCAAGCUAAUAACAAUAAAUAGCAGUCAAUAUAGGAAAUUGGUACAUUUAGAAACAAGUGACAGGUUAAAACCUCCACCAGAUUUGUUCUCCGGGAAUUUGAAAAACAAAAAAAUUGAUAUAAAACCUCAACCUGCAUUAGAUUUAAAUAUUUUGAAAAGAACGGCACCUAUUGACUCAAAAACAGAAGCAGAUGAAAGUCCUCCAUCCAAGAAAAGCAGGAAACCAAUUACUUGGCCUUAGAUUUUAAGAUUUAGGUUAUCCAAAUACAUAGGUUUUGAAAUGGCCUUCAAGCCUAUGAAUUGAGACACAAUAGAUAGAUAAAUUGUUACACGGUCAUUAUGUGACCGCUCGAGGAUUUUUGGUUAACUUGAAAUAAGUGUAAAUAUGGCAGACUUUUGGGACAUUCUGUAAAAAGUGGUUUAUACAUAGUAUAGUGAUAAUUAUGCAUCCUAUUAUGCUUUUCAUCCAAGUCUUCUCAGUUUUUUUAUCAUCUAAUCUAGGACUGAUUUUACUGUUAUUUAUUAUUUGCAUCAUUUUACACAUUUAAGUUUAGUGAGUGUGCUAUUUUAUGUAAAUAAGCUUGUUUUGCAGUGAUUUCAUUAAAUGGAAUUAUGUCUAAAAUAUUCAUGAAGUUUAAAGAGGCACCUAAUUUCAAUAAUAAUAACUGUUAGUUUCUAUUAUAAAAUGUAAACUUAAGGUACAAUCAGACUGAUAAUGCUGAAAAUUGUUGUUAUUUUGUAGAUUGGUUGGUUGAAUUUAAAAGAAAGAUACCUACUAAAUGAAUGAGAGUCUGCUUCUGCGUUAAGAAAAUUUACCAUUUCACACUUGGUAGUUCAACUUACUAAAACAAAAGCUUCCUCUGUACCUAAUUCUCAAGCUAUAAAGUUUAAAAUCCAAUAAGAUAAUAAUAAUAUGUUAUUUUUGUAAGUUGAUCUACCAUUGACUACUAUACACAAAUGGAUUGGUGGUCCAGUAGAUUUUUGUUCAUUUUUUGCAAUAGUUUACUGUUUUAGAGCUUUUUGAACCUAAAUAAUCCCUCUACCAUAGUCACAAAUACCAUAAUAUAAAC
Ostrinia furnacalis (Asian corn borer) is the source of this 1410-nucleotide messenger RNA. RefSeq names its product ashwin. The coding region runs from base 108 to 581 and encodes 157 amino acids. Gene Ontology annotation, biological process: embryonic morphogenesis. The transcript is spliced from 3 exons. NCBI's taxonomy places the organism in Eukaryota, Metazoa, Arthropoda, Insecta, Lepidoptera, Crambidae. The record is from RefSeq and is a predicted model, not a curated record. Gene Ontology annotation, cellular component: tRNA-splicing ligase complex.